AAUCGUUCCAUUUACUUUCUUACUUUAAACAUUCAUUAUUUUUUUUAGCAGGCGAUGAUCGUCCACGCGUCAGCUCUGUUCUCAAUCAUGAACCAGGCGUUCCAUCCAAUGAUGUCGGUUCGCUAGCCAUUGUAGGCAAACCAGUUGCUAAGGUCUGUCCCCAUGUUCAACGGAAUAGUGGCAAAGUGGAGCGAAGUUAUUUGGUCCAGGACUACCUUGAGAGACGGCUAGCAGCUGCCAAAAAUCGGGCAAAGUCGGACAAUCGGUCGUAUGGUGUUGCUUGUGCUCUGGGACACUCCCCUGUCUGCAAGUGUCUUAGCUUUUGA
Molecule: messenger RNA, 326 nt
Organism: Hydatigera taeniaeformis
Lineage: Eukaryota; Metazoa; Platyhelminthes; Cestoda; Cyclophyllidea; Taeniidae
Source: the annotation of a GenBank genome assembly